This is a messenger RNA of Archocentrus centrarchus (flier cichlid), 2697 nucleotides long. It is a transcript of the gene aar2, whose product is annotated as AAR2 splicing factor. Gene Ontology annotation, biological process: spliceosomal tri-snRNP complex assembly. Lineage: Eukaryota; Metazoa; Chordata; Actinopteri; Cichliformes; Cichlidae. The record is from RefSeq and is a predicted model, not a curated record. The transcript is spliced from 3 exons. The coding region runs from base 298 to 1461 and encodes 387 amino acids.
ACAACUUCUAUCACACGAACGACUCGAAACGUCAACAGCUGGAUGUACGAAGUGUUGUGGGAGAAAGCUAUUACAACGAAGAUAUUAAAACAGCAUACUUUAAAAUAUUUUCGCCAUGUUUUUCAGUCACAGAGAACCGCAACUAUUCAAAGCAUUAGCGUGAAAACAACAGCACCACUCUGCGUUUGACCCUUUGAGGAAAUCCUUUUGAGCGUUCCGCACUUCACAGGUAAGAGCGGAGUUUAGUUAGUUUGUUAAUUUACUUGGUAAGUUCACGUUAAAUACCCUUUAAAAGACAUGGCCAGCAGCAGUAGCGGUGGCAGUGUGGACAUGGAUCCAGAUGUUGCUCUGAGGCUGUUUGAGGAGGGAGCGACCCUCGUGCUGCUGGGUGUUCCUCAGGGUACAGAGCUUGGGAUCGACUGCAAGAGUUGGCAAGUGGGUCCUCGCUUCCGGGGUGUUAAGAUGAUACCCCCAGGUCUGCACUUCCUCCACUACUGCUCGUCAGGCUAUGGAGGACAAGUUGGCCCGAAGACAGGCUUCUUCCUCUCUCUCAAACCCAGAGAGGUCAUACUAGCCAACUGGGACGCCAAAGAAGAAGAUUUGGACUUCUCAGCCUCCAAGAAUGAGCAGGAGGUGAGUCGAAUUCGUGGCAGCUUGCGAGAGCUUGAUCCUUACCUGGGUCCCUAUCCCUAUGAGGUGAUGAGAAAGUGGGUGUCCUUCACUGACCGUAUCAGUGAGGAGGUGGCCAAAAACUUGCAGCCUCUCUCAGGUCGGAUAUGUGCAUUCGGUGACGUGAUUCCCGAACUUGAGUUCAGACACACCAAAGACAGGGCAGAGCAGCCGAGGAAUGACACGGCCUGUCAGAGCAUGAGAGAGGGACUUGACAGGCUCCCCAAGAUGAAACAGAGGGAGGGUACAGAGUUGCGCUUCUCUGUCAUCCCUAAGAAGACCUACCCUCCUGGGGCUACGCCGGCUGAGAUCACCAAGUGCAGCAUGGACCUGAGCUAUGCCCUGGAGACCGUGCUAGAGAAGAACCACAAACAGCAGCCUCUUAACGUGCUAGGUGAGCUGCAGUUUGCCUUCGUGUGUUUCCUCUUUGGAAAUGUGUAUGAGGGCUUCGAGCACUGGAAGUGCCUCCUCACUCUGAUGUGUCGCUCAGAGGAGGCCAUUGUGAAGCACAAGGAACUCUAUCUGGGGCUCAUUGGCGUGCUGUACCACCAGCUUGGGGAAAUACCUCCUGACUUUUUUGUUGACAUUGUGUCACAGAACAACUUCCUUACCUCCACACUGCAGGAUUUUUUCCAUUUUGCCAGUGGGCCUGGUGUAGACGCCACCCUGCGUAAGAGAGCAGAGAAAUUCAAAGCCCACCUGACCAAGAAGUUCCGCUGGGAUUUCGAGACCGACUUGGAUGACUGUGAACCUGUUGUGGUGGAGCUGCCUGAAGGUGUUACAGUGGACUAAAACUACUCUGUGGACUCAGUGUUCACCCAUAAACAGGAACACAGAAGGAGAGCCACAAAGUAUCUGAUGCUACAGUCACACUAGGGAAAACAGUGGUCGGAGACCGUGGCUUGACCAAAAUUAUUGAAAACUUAUGAUCUCAUUGCAUUUCAAAUAGUUGCUUUGAAAAUGGGAAGCAAGUGCGCAACCACUCGCAGACUGUUGCCAUCCUCAGUGACUUUGUGAAGUCAAUAAAACAGCAAUAAGAGGGAGCCAGUGAUUGAAGGGGCUCAUGUUGGCAAUUACAUGUUUGUGAUAAUAGGACAAUUAACUGAUAAAUUGGCGAAAAUCGUAAGUCUGUGGCCAACUACAUAUACAGAAAUUCACAUUACCUACUUAUAUUCAGAGUCCAGCUAAAACCUCACAAAUUUAAAACAGAAAUUCCAAAAUUCCUCCACAAAUAGUGGCGUAGUUGCUGCAGGAAGUGAUAUAUAGGUGCUUGUCAACCAUGCUUUUACAUAACCAGCUGGCAACUAGUUGAGUCGAGUCCCCUUAAAGGCACAUCGCAGAUGAGUUGGCCUCAUCAGUGCACACUGACUCAUAUUGGUUGCAGUGUGUUUAUGUUUAUAAAUUAGACAGCCACUACCUGCAAACCUUCACUAGUUUGUAUGAGAGUGAUUGCCGACAGGUUGCGUCCCACCUGGUAACCUGUGCAAGGCUGAGAGUACUGCAUACUCAACUUCUGGUUGGUCACUUCAGCUACUUCCAGUUGGUCUCCAACUGAUUGCAACCAUGUUUUUUUUUUCUUGGUCAUAAGAAGGUCAUAAGCAGUCCUCAUAAUGUUAGUUUGUGUAACUCUAGUAGUUUAUUAGCAGAGUGUAUUGAAAUUCUAAUAUGUGAGCUGCUUUAUGUCUUGUAAAUUCGGUUUUUCCUCUGUUAAGAGAAAAGCAAGUGUGGUAUUUAGUUAUCUGUUGCAGUCUUGGCAGAGAGCAGUGCUUCUCUGAUGAUGAGACUUUAGUUGGGCCGUUAUUAAGACAGUUUGAACUGUAACCUUCAGUCAACCUUAUGAAAAAAAGGUACAUGAGAUGUACAGUAUUUUCUGGGGUUGGGGGUAUAGGUUUUAUAACUCAUAAAUGUUGUUUUGUUGGUAAAGAACUACUUUGUAAAAAAUUAGACUAAAAUCUUCUGUUUCAUUGAUUGUUACUAAUGUUGCUUUACUUUAAUCCGAUUAAUAAAAACACCACUUCUGAAGCCAAA